AUGUUCAAACCUAAGGGAAAUCCGGGUCGGAGAAAAUCGUUGAGUUUGAAUAACCUGACGUCUGAAGAACAUUACCCAGACAUUAAGUCAAGACUCUCAAGAAUACGACUAUCACAGCUUUUUCGAGGAAAAGGUGAAGUAAAGGGAAGAAUUGACCCAGAACUUGAAGUCAAUCAAAGAAUUGUAACAUUUAUCGACGACUAUGAAUCCAGAGGGACUGUUCGUUAUAUUGGUGAAGAAAAAGACUCCAAUGGAAACGUUCAAAACAUUCUUGGCCUGGAAAUGGACGAAAGUUUCAGCAUAGGUGGAUGUGGAAGAAGGAAUGGGAGACAGCUAUUCACUUGUGAAGAUGGUUUUUCCAUGUUUAUUCCUCUGGAAUCUGUUAUGCUAGAGAGAGAGUUUGACGCUGAACAUAAAGAGUCUGAAACACCGGAUGAGGAAGAGAGUUCUGAGAAAUUCGAUUCGCAGUCCGACGAUGAUUCAUCAGAAACGGGUCCUGGUCUUGGGGCACAGUUGGAUGAAGAAACAACGCAUCAAAACAAUGGUAUUUCGAAACAGCAAGUAAGAGAGGAACCAGAAACUUUUCUGAACAAAGUACUUCAAGAAAGUGAGAAAGAGCAAGAGACUGCACUUCAACUAACGCAGGCUGCCGAAGAGGAUUACCAGGAAGAUUUUUCCAUUACAGCUGUUAGAUUCCACGACGGAGAGAAAGAGGAAGAGCGACGAAAGGAGAAUUUUUGUUCAGGAUUAAGUGACACUGAACAGAGAUUAAGAGAGGAACUUACAAGAACAGAAAUUAGAGUAGUUUUGUUAAGCAAUCAGCUCUCAAGAAAGCAUCAGGAUGCGGAAAACUUUCAGAGACAAAUUCAGAAGAUGGAGCAACAGUUGACAGUAAGAGAAGAUCGAAAAGAGAAUUUUAGAACACAACUAGAUAAGGAGCAAAGAUUGCGAGCGGAAUUAAACGAAAGAGAAACGACAGAAAUUCUGCUACGAAAGCAGCUCAGAGAAAAGGAUUGUCAAGAAGUAAGUCUCCAAAGAACACUAUGUGAGAUGCAAAAGCAACAACUGGAGGAGAAAGUUAAGGGAGAUGAAACUUUAGGAGAACAAUUUCAGGAAAUGGAACGCAGGUUGAGGGAAGAAAUAACUGAAAAAGAUGCAAGACAAGUAGUUUUGUGUGAAAAGAUCACCGAAAAGGACCAGCAGUUGACGGAGAUGAUACAACAAUUGACAGUGACAGUGGAGCGGGAAGAAGAUCUUAAGACGCAGCAGUUUAUCGGAGCGACUAAUGACGAGGAAAUUCCAUUGUUUGUUACUGAGCUGAUGGAAUCAAAUUUGCGCGAGCUACUGGAACAACGACCUCUUUCCCGUGAGGAAAUCAUCGUAAUUUCGCUCGAUGUGGCUCGAGCGUUGAACUACCUCCACCAAAAGAAACCUUUUCCUAUUUUUCACCGCGAUGUUAGUAGCGGCAAUGUGCUGCUGUGGCGACAGGCUAACCAGUGGCGAGGCAAAGUGUCAGAUUAUGGUUCUGCUAAGUUUGAGGAACAGUUCAUGUCAAUUGGCCCAGGAUGUUUCGCCUACAGUGCACCUGAAGUGCAGAUACCAGCAAAGCAGACAGCAAAGAUUGAUGUCUACAGUUUCGGUGUUCUCCUCUGUGAAAUGUGCAUUCAGAAAUUCCCAGAGUAUCAAAACCGUGAACGUCAAAUCGCUCAGAUGACAGACCAGGUAUUGCAAGACCUCGUCCGCCGAUGUCUGCGGUCAGAUCCCACUGAAAGACCAGACAUGACAGAGAUUAUCAGUACACUGGAAGAGUUCAAUAAAACGUUACAACUCAACAUUGUGCAAGCAAAGCACAGCGUGUUUUGGGAGAGAAGUGAUUCUGUUGUUUCUGGCAUUUUCAGGUGGAUCAGGGAUACCGGGGUAAUCAUUGAAGAAGAUAUGGAUGAAGCAAGCACUCGAGGUUAUUAA
Messenger RNA from Pocillopora verrucosa, 1965 nucleotides. NCBI's taxonomy places the organism in Eukaryota, Metazoa, Cnidaria, Anthozoa, Scleractinia, Pocilloporidae. The record is from RefSeq and is a predicted model, not a curated record.